Molecule: messenger RNA, 3370 nt
Organism: Apaloderma vittatum (bar-tailed trogon)
Lineage: Eukaryota; Metazoa; Chordata; Aves; Trogoniformes; Trogonidae
Gene: NCAM1
Product: neural cell adhesion molecule 1
Exons: 19
Coding region: 1-3327 (1108 amino acids)
Biological process (GO): cell adhesion
Cellular component (GO): membrane
Molecular function (GO): protein binding
Source: RefSeq, a predicted model, not a curated record
AUGAGCACCUACGAUUGCUGGCUGGUUGGACGAGAGUUCUGUCUGGAUCAGACAUCUCUACAAGUGGACAUUGUUCCAAGCCAGGGGGAGAUCAGUGUUGGAGAAUCUAAGUUCUUCUUAUGUCAAGUGGCAGGGGAGGCCAAAUAUAAAGACAUUUCCUGGUUUUCACCUAAUGGUGAGAAGCUGACGCCGAACCAACAACGCAUCUCGGUGGUGCGAAAUGAUGACUUCUCCUCUACCCUCACCAUCUACAAUGCCAACAUUGAUGAUGCUGGCAUCUAUAAAUGUGUUGUCAGUAGCGCGGAGGAGGGAGACUCGGAAGCCACCGUCAAUGUGAAAAUUUUCCAAAAGCUGAUGUUCAAGAAUGCUCCCACUCCUCAGGAAUUCAAGGAAGGGGAUGAUGCCGUCAUUGUGUGUGAUGUGGUCAGCUCACUGCCUCCUACCAUCAUCUGGAAGCACAAAGGCAGGGAUGUUAUCCUGAAAAAAGAUGUUCGAUUUAUAGUCCUGUCAAACAACUACCUGCAGAUCCGGGGAAUCAAGAAAACAGAUGAAGGGACCUACCGGUGCGAGGGCCGGAUCUUGGCUCGUGGGGAGAUCAACUUCAAAGAUAUUCAGGUCGUCGUAAAUGUACCUCCUUCUGUGCGUGCCAGGCAGAGCACUAUGAAUGCCACUGCCAACCUCAGCCAGUCUGUCACCUUAGCAUGUGAUGCUGAUGGCUUUCCUGAGCCGACCGUGACGUGGACGAAGGAUGGAGAGCCAAUAGAAGAGGCUGAUGAUGAAGAGAAAUACAGUUUUAACUACGAUGGGUCUGAGCUCGUCAUCAAGAAGGUGGAUAAGAGUGACGAAGCAGAAUACAUCUGCAUCGCUGAGAACAAGGCUGGCGAGCAGGAUGCCACCAUUCAUCUCAAAGUCUUUGCAAAACCAAAAAUCACGUAUGUGGAGAAUAAAACAGCCAUGGAGCUGGAGGAUCAGAUUACACUGACCUGUGAGGCAUCUGGGGACCCAAUCCCUUCCAUCACUUGGAGAACUUCCACCCGGAACAUCAGCAAUGAAGAGAAGACCCUGGAUGGGCGCAUCAUAGUACGUAGCCAUGCCCGGGUGUCGUCCCUGACUCUCAAAGAAAUUCAGUACACGGAUGCCGGAGAAUAUGUAUGCACAGCCAGCAACACCAUCGGGCAGGACUCCCAAGCCAUGUACCUUGAAGUGCAGUAUGCUCCCAAGCUUCAGGGCGCUGUGACUGUCUAUACCUGGGAGGGGAAUCAAGCGAACAUCACCUGUGAGGUGUUUGCUUACCCGAGUGCAGUCAUCUCCUGGUUCCGGGAUGGACAGCUGCUUCCCAGCUCGAACUACAGCAACAUCAAGAUCUACAACACUCCAACCGCAAGCUACCUGGAGGUGACACCAGACUCUGAAAAUGACUUUGGAAACUAUAACUGCACUGCUGUGAACCGCAUUGGCCAGGAGUCCGCAGAGUUCAUUCUUGUGCAGGCAGAUACCCCGUCCUCUCCUUCCAUUGACAGAGUGGAGCCCUAUUCCAGUACUGCCCAGGUGGAGUUUGAUGAGCCUGAAGCUACCGGUGGGGUACCCAUCCUCAAGUACAAAGCAGAGUGGAGGGCACUGGGCGAGGGGGAAUGGCAUUCAAGGUUGUAUGAUGCAAAAGAAGCCAACGUGGAGGGCAUGAUCACUAUCACUGGCCUGAAACCUGAGACAACCUACUCGGUGAGACUGUCCGCGGUCAAUGGCAAGGGCGUGGGUGAGAUUAGCCUGCCGUCCGACUUCAAGACACAACCAGUUCGGGAACCCAGCGCACCCAAACUGGAAGGUCAGAUGGGAGAAGAUGGAAACUCCAUUAAAGUGAAUGUAAUCAAGCAGGAUGAUGGUGGCUCCCCGAUUAGACAUUAUCUGAUCAAAUACAAAGCUAAGCAUUCCUCAGAAUGGAAACCAGAGAUCAGACUUCCGUCUGGCAGUGACCACGUCAUGCUCAAGGCCCUGGACUGGAAUGCGGAGUAUGAGGUUUAUGUGAUCGCUGAAAACCAGCAAGGGAAGUCCAAGCCAGCUCACUUUGCUUUCCGAACUUCUGCUCAGCCCACUGUCAUCCCAGCCAGCACUAGCCCUACAUCAGGCCUUGGGACUGCUGCCAUCAUAGGCAUUCUCAUUGUUAUCUUUGUGCUGCUGCUGGUGGCUGUGGAUGUCACCUGCUACUUCCUGAACAAGUGUGGCCUGCUGAUGUGCAUUGCUGUCAACUUGUGCGGCAAAUCCGGCCCAGGAGCCAAGGGCAAGGACAUGGAGGAGGGCAAAGCCGCCUUCUCGAAAGAUGAGUCCAAGGAGCCUAUUGUGGAGGUGCGGACCGAAGAGGAACGAACCCCCAACCAUGAUGGGGGAAAACACACAGAGCCCAACGAGACCACCCCGCUGACGGAGCCAGAGCACCCUGCUGAUACUGCAGCUACUGUUGAGGACGUGCUGCCUUCUGUAACUACGGGCACCACUAACUCUGACACUAUCACUGAAACCUUUGCCACUGCUCAGAACAGCCCCACCAGCGAGACCACUACGCUGACCUCCAGCGCUGCCCUGCCAGCCACGGCCGUUCCUGACUCAAACUCCAUGUCGCCCGGCCAGGCUACUCCAGCCAAAGCGGCAGCCGCCUCAGUCUCUUCACCACCCUCCUCCCCCCCUAAAGUGGCCCCCCUCGUUGAUCUCAGCGAUACCCCAAGCUCUACUCCAGUUACUAAUAAUUUGUCUUCAAGUGUCCUGUCCAACCAAGGUGCAGUGCUCAGCCCCAGCACUAUUGCUAACGUGGCCGAGACCUCCAAAGUGACAGCUGGCAACAAGCCAGCUGCCCCAAGCCCCGCAAACCUCACUAGCCCUCCAGCUCCUUCAGAGCCCAAGCAGGAGAUCUCAAGCACCAAGAGCCCUGAAAAGGAAGCUGUGCAGACCAGUGCGGUGAAGAGCCCAACAGAGACAGCCAAGAACCCAAGCAAUCUGAAGAGCGAGGCUGCUUCAGGCAGCACCCCAAACCCCUCCCAGAAUGAGGACUUUAAAAUGGACGAAGGGACCUUCAAGACACCAGACAUUGAUCUUGCAAAGGAUGUUUUUGCAGCUCUUGGCACUGCCACUCCUGCCAGUGUGACUAGCGGGCAAGCUCGUGAGCUUGCUUCUUCCACUGCAGACAGCUCUGUACCUGCUGCACCUGCAAAGACCGAGAAAAUACCGGUAGAAGACAAAUCUGAAGUGCAAGCAACGGAAACUAAGACACCUCCAGCAGAAGUCAAGACGGUCCCCAAUGAAGCCACACAAACAAAUGAAAACGAGAGCAAAGCAUGAUCAGCGGUGGACGAAAGCAAAUGACAGAACAGCUUCACUCAAG